AUGCUUAAAGCUAACAUCAGUGACGUCACUGUUACUGGGAACAAUAUAGGUCCAUGGAAACUGGGUGAAACUCUGGGUUUCGGAAGUACGGGGAAGGUGCAAUUGGCAACUAAUGAACAGACAAACCAACAGGCGGCAAUUAAAAUCAUCUCGAAAUCCGUGUUCGACCACUUGGUUAAUAGUAAUAAUAAUAACAAUUCGGCUCUAGCGGCCUCCGAUGUUAAUAACGGUUCUGUUCAACACAACCAAGAGGCUUUGCCAUAUGGGAUAGAAAGAGAAAUCAUCAUUAUGAAACUGUUGAACCAUACAAAUGUGUUGAGACUAUACGACGUUUGGGAAACUAACAACAACUUGUAUAUGGUACUAGAGUAUGCGGAGAAGGGGGAGUUAUUCAAUUUACUGGUUGAGAAGGGUCCAUUGGCAGAAAAUGAGGCUGUUAGAUUCUUCAGACAGAUUAUAAUAGGUAUGUCCUAUUGUCAUGCGUUGGGGAUUGUGCAUCGUGAUUUAAAACCGGAAAAUAUCCUAUUAGAUCACAAAUCCAAUAUCAAGAUCGCAGAUUUCGGUAUGGCAGCAUUGGAAACAGAGGAUAAACUGUUAGAGACCUCUUGUGGUUCCCCUCAUUAUGCCGCGCCAGAAAUCGUCUCAGGUUUACCUUACAAUGGUCUAGAGACUGAUAUUUGGUCUUGUGGUGUGAUUUUGUUUGCUUUAUUGACAGGAAGAUUGCCUUUCGACGAAGAAGAUGGUAAUAUUAGAAAUCUGUUAUUGAAGGUUCAAAAAGGUGAAUUUGAGAUGCCAGGCUCUGAUGAACUUUCUUUAGAGGCACAAGAUCUAAUUGGAAAAAUAUUAACUGUAAAUCCAAAACAAAGAAUUAAAACAAGGGAAAUAUUGAAACACCCAUUGCUGCAGAAAUAUCCGAAUAUCAAAGAUUCGAAAACUAUCAGAGAUCUACCAAGAGAAGAUACUUAUUUGAAUCCAUUGGCAGAUAAUAAUGGUGUCGAUACUGAAAUAGAUGAAUCAAUUUUGCAAAACUUAACUGUCUUAUGGCAUGGUAAAGAUAAAAAUGAAAUUAUUAAGAAAUUGAAAGAACCUGGUGCAAAUGCAGAAAAAACAUUAUAUGUAUUGUUGCAUCGUUUUAAGGAAGAUACUGAAAGGGAAAAUCAUAAAAAUUCUCAAUUGAGGAAAAGACAAUCUCUAAUGAAAGCUUCUUCAUCAUCAUCUUCAAAUCAAGGUAAUGUUCCACGUAGAAGAAAGAAUAGAAACUCUAUGAUUAGUGUUACCUCCUCUCAUAAAAAGCCUGUUUCGUAUAAUAAAAUAGCAAUGGUUGGUGGUUCAUCGAAAGAUGUCAUAUCGCUACCCUCAAGUAGUAAUACUACUCCUGCAUCUUCCAAAAGAAUUUCUUUAAGUCUUUCAUCUUCUAAUAAAAGAAAUUCAAGACUCUAUACUCAAAGUAAUAGUAGUUCUCCUACUCCAGCUCCAAGGAGUAGAAGAUCGUCAAAUCAAAAUUUAAUUAAUAAAGAAAGUGAAGCUCCACCAAUUCCUGUCGAUGUGUUAAAGGAUUAUAAUAAAAUUAGUAAUCAAAACAAGAGAGGUUCGAGACUAAGUAAAAGAUAUUCUUUUUUGCUAAAUAAUAAAAGAGGUUCCGUCACUACAAAAAUUAUGUCAACGUAUGCAAAAUUAGCUGAAGAUGAUGAUUGGGAAUUCAUUGAAAAAGAAACUAAGCGAGUUAGUUCUGAUUUUGCUACACUAAUUGAUGAAAUUUUUGAACAUGAAAAAUUCGAGAAAAUUAGAAAAGAGAAAGAAGAAUUAGAACGUAAAGUAAUUGAAGCUAAACAAAAAGAGGAAAGAGAAAGGAAAGAAGCAGAAGCCGCAGCAAAAGAAGAAGCUCGCGUAAGAAGAGAGAAAGAGCUAGCAAGAAUGAAUAAGGAAGAAGAACAACUUCAGAAUGAUAUUGAUGAAGAAGCUAGAUUAUUGAAAGAUGAAUUUAAUUUUGUAAAUGAUGAAACACAAGAGAAUCCAAUUAAUAGCAGAUCAGUAUCAGAGCCGGUAAAAAAUGGAGGUACUGAUGAAAAAGGUCAACGUAAUUUUUCGCUCCAAACCAGACCGAUUUCUAGGUUGGAUCCUGGCCUAAUGUUCUCGAAGUUAGGAGAUGUGGAUAAUAAUUCAUCUGUUGAUGAAAAUUUAACAAUGAAUAAUCAAAAAACUAUCUUAGAAACAAUUAGAAGAUCUAAAUUUUUGGGUUCAUCUUUUGAUAUUAAUAAAGAGCUAAAUAAUGCUAAUGAAGAAAGAAAGAGACUAAGACAAUUACAACUGCAGAAACAAAAAGAACUAGAGGAAAAGGAAAGAAUAGCUUCUACUAGUUAUGUUUCAAACGAAAAUCAAGUUCUAUCUAAAAAUGCAAUUGGAGUUGUUGAUCUAAAAGAUUUUAGUUCAGAUGUCGAACCAAGAAAAAUUUCAGAAGUUCAAGUUCCUCAAUUUACUAGGAAGUCCAAGUAUUUUAGUGAAUCUAAUAAGAGAUUGUCUGUUUUAUCCUUUUACUCAAGUAAACAGUCAUACACUAAUUUAGUUGAUAUGAUCAAGGAAAAUCCGGUUGAAGAUGAAGAUGUCACAGAAGAUCCAGGUUUCAAUUUUGAGGAUUCUCAAUAUGACUACUUGGAAGAGAAGAACGAAGCUCCAUUAGAGGUAAGUGAUGAGGUACCAAAAGAAGUUGAUGAUAAAGUGCAAGAAGAGGAGAAGAAUAGUGUUAGUAUGAAGUUAAAUUUUGCUGAUAGAUUCAGUAACGUUAAUAGUAAUACUAAGCAAGAGUCGUCUUUUGAAGACAAAUUUCCUAAUAUUUUAUCUAAAAGUGGAACAGAAGGUUUGGGAUUAUACAGCAAAAAUGAAAAAACUGAACCAAAACCUGUCAAAUCAAUGAUCCCAGAGGAGGACAAAGUCAACUCUUCGCCUGUUGUUGAGGCUCCUUUGAAUAAGGUUGUCAAUAAGACAAGAGCUGAGAACAAGAGUACUUCUAAGGGUCCAUCAGGAUCACAAAAAGUUAGCAAUACUUCCUCGUUCUUAAGAAAAAUAUCUGGUAAGUCGUCAAAUUCUACUGUUGCGAAAGGAGCAUUUGAAGUUAAUUUGUACUCGAGUGUUACAGAAACGCAGUUAUUUAAUGGUUUACAAAAUUUAUUAAAGGGUUGGACUAACUACGGUUUGAAGGAUGUUAAAGUCGACAAGCAGAAGAAGAUGAUAGUUGGUAAGUUAUCAAAUGAUAAUAUUUUAUCUUUGAGAUCUACUAUCGUUGAGUUAUGUGUGUUUACGGAAUCAAAGUUUAGUGUUAUCGGCAUUAGAAAGAAGUCAGGGUCUAGCAAGACCAUGAGAAGACUUGCUUCGGAGAUUGAGAAGGUAUUAAGCAAAGAGGGAGUACUACAGAAAUGA
Molecule: messenger RNA, 3414 nt
Organism: Tetrapisispora phaffii CBS 4417
Lineage: Eukaryota; Fungi; Ascomycota; Saccharomycetes; Saccharomycetales; Saccharomycetaceae
Gene: KCC4
Product: serine/threonine protein kinase
Exons: 1
Coding region: 1-3414 (1137 amino acids)
Biological process (GO): microtubule cytoskeleton organization; intracellular signal transduction; protein phosphorylation
Cellular component (GO): cytoplasm
Molecular function (GO): protein serine/threonine kinase activity; ATP binding; tau-protein kinase activity
Source: RefSeq, a predicted model, not a curated record